Molecule: messenger RNA, 4734 nt
Organism: Fraxinus pennsylvanica
Lineage: Eukaryota; Viridiplantae; Streptophyta; Magnoliopsida; Lamiales; Oleaceae
Source: the annotation of a GenBank genome assembly
AUGAAGGCUGGAAGCGCGGCCAAGCUUAUUGUCGAUGCGCUGUUGCAGCGUUUCCUUCCACUUGCCAGGCGUCGAAUUGAAACAGCUCAAGCACAGGAUGGGCAAUACCUUCGACCAUCAGAUCCGGCGUACGAGCAGGUGUUAGACUCUUUAGCUAUGGUGGCACGGCAUACGCCCGUACCUUUAUUGGAAGCUCUAUCACGGUGGAGAGAAAGUGAAUCACCAAAAGGUGCAAACGAUGCAUCAACAUUCCAGAGAAAGCUUGCAGUAGAGUGUAUCUUUUGCUCAGCUUGUAUUCGCUUUGUGGAGUGUUGCCCACAAGAAGGACUUACAGAGAAACUUUGGAUUGGGCUUGAAAAUUUUGUCUUCGACUGGCUUAUUAAUGCAGACAGGGUUGUUAGCCAAGUUGAUUAUCCUUCAUUGGUAGAUUUGAGGGGCCUUCUUCUGGACCUAGUUGCACAACUCCUUGGUGCCUUGUCUCGGAUCAGAUUUAGUUCUGUGACUGAGCGCUUCUUCAUGGAACUCAACACUCGUCGAAUUGACACCAAUGUUGCUCGAAGUGAAACACUUAGUAUUAUCAAUGGGCUGCGCUACCUUAAGCUUGGGGUCAAAACAGAGGGCGGUCUAAAUGCAUCAGCUUCCUUUGUUGCUAAAGCCAACCCUCUAAAUCGCGCUCCUCAUAAACGGAAAAGUGAACUUCAUCAUGCUCUAUGCAAUAUGCUUUCAAACAUUCUAGCUCCACUUGCUGAUGGUGGAAAAGGUCAGUGGCCUCCUACAGGCGUUGAACCUGCACUCACCUUUUGGUAUGAAGCCGUUGCACGAAUAAGGGGGCAGCUCAUACAGUGGAUGGAUAAACAAAGUAAACAUAUAGCUGUUGGUUACCCUUUGGUGACUCUUCUGUUAUGUCUUGGUGAUCCUAAUUUUUUCCUCUGUAAUUUUGGCCCUCACAUGGAACAAUUAUACAAGCAUCUUAGGGAUAAGAACCAUCGCUUCAUGGCCUUAGAUUGUCUACAUCGCGUUCUGAGGUUUUACUUAAGUGUUCACGGUGAUUCACAACCUCCAAAUCGUGUAUGGGAUUACCUGGAUAGUGUCACUUCACAACUUUUGACGAUCCUAAGGAAAGGAAUGCUCACUCAGGAUGUCCAACACGACAAACUUGUGGAGUUCUGUGUGACUAUUUCAGAACAUAACCUUGAUUUUGCCAUGAAUCACAUGAUAUUGGAAUUAUUGAAGCAAGAUAGUCCAAGUGAAGCGAAGGUUAUUGGUCUUCGUGCUUUGCUUGCCAUUGUUAUGUCUCCUACAAGCCAGCAUGUUGGCUUGGAAAUUCUGCAUGUUCAUAAUGUCGGUCACUACAUUCCAAAAGUUAAGGCUGCAAUUGAAGGCAUUCUGAGGUCGUGCCAUAGAACUUACAGUCAGGCCCUUCUCACAUCUUCAAGGACCACUAUAGAUGCUGUUACAAAGGAAAAGUCUCAAGGAUAUCUUUUCCGGUCAGUGUUGAAGUGCAUACCGUAUCUGAUUGAAGAAGUUGGCCGAAGUGAUAAAAUUACGGAAAUCGUACCCCGACAUGGCAUCAGUAUUGAUCCUGGUGUUCGUGAGGAAGCUGUGCAGGUUCUGAAACGGAUUGUAAGAUACCUACCCAAUCGCCGCUUUGCAGUUAUGAGAGGGAUGGCAAACUUUAUCGUACAUCUUCCUGAUGAGUUCCCCCUUCUCAUUAAAACAUCAUUAAAACGCCUUCUGGAACUCAUGCACUUUUGGAGAGAAUGUCUGUCCGAUGGUAAGGUAGAAAUUGAUGUUUCCGAUACAAAGCGCGUACAGAGAAAUGAAGCCUUCAGAAAGUCUUCCUUUCAUCAGCCUCAGGAAGCAAUAGAAUUUCGUGCUUCAGAGAUAGAUUCUGUUGGUCUUAUAUUCCUUAGUUCUGUUGAUAGUCAAAUCAGGCGUACUGCCUUGGAGUUACUGCUUUGUGUACGUGCCUUACGAAAUGAUAUACGAGAACGUUCAAUGAAUGAACGGCCGGAGCAUAUCUUCAAAAAUGAGGCUGAACCAAUAUUCAUAAUUGAUGUUCUAGAAGAGAAUGGGGAUGAUAUUGUUCAGAGCUGUUAUUGGGAUUCUGGAUGUCCUUUUGAUCUGAGACGAGAAUCUGAUGCUGUACCUCCUGAUGUCAGUCUCCAGUCUAUACUUUUCGAGAGCCCAGAUAAGAACAGGUUGGCUCGAUGUCUAAGUGAGAUUGUCAAAUAUGCCACCGAGCUCUGUCCUACCUCUGUUCAGGAAGCAAAGUUAGAGGUUAUUCAACGACUUGCUCAUAUAACACCAGCUGAGUUGGGGGGAAAGGCUCAUCAGUCACAGGAUACAGACAAUAAGCUGGAGCAAUGGCUCAUGUAUGCAAUGUUUGCAUGCUCAUGCCCACUAUCCGGCCGAGAAGGUGGAGGUUCAGCUGCUACAAAAGAACUAUUCCAUCUGAUUUUUCCUUCCCUCAAGUCUGGUUCCGAAGCACAUGUACGUACAAUUGAUCACUUGGUCUACCAGUUGGCUCAGCGGAUGCUUGAUAGUGUAGAACCAUUAAGACCUGCUGCAAAUAAGGGUGAUGGUGGUGGAAACUUUGUUUUGGAAUUCUCUCAGGUUCCUGCAGUAGCACAAAUCACCUCUGUUGUGGACACCCAGCCUCACAUGUCACCUUUACUAGUUCGUGGUUCUCUUGAUGGACCACUCAGGAACACUAGUGGAAGCUUGAGCUGGAGAACAGCUGCUGUUGGAGGCCGAAGUGCUUCAGGCCCAUUGACUCCUAUGCCUCCAGAGAUGAACAUUGUUCCGGUAACUACUGGUCGGUCUGGGCAACUUCUGCCAUCAUUGGUAAACAUGUCAGGGCCACUAAUGGGGGUGCGAAGUUCAACUGGAAGCUUGCGAAGUCGUCAUGUAUCUCGAGAUAGUGGAGAUUACCUCAUUGACACUCCCAAUUCUGGGGAAGAUGGAUUGCAUACCGGGGUUGGAACUCAUGGUAUCAAUGCUAAAGAACUUCAGUCAGCAUUGCAAGGCCAUCAGCAACACUCAUUGACGCAGGCGGACAUUGCCUUGAUUCUACUUGCUGAAAUUGCCUAUGAAAAUGAUGAGGAUUUUCGUGAGCAUUUGCCAUUGCUCUUUCACGUAACAUUUGUCUCAAUGGACAGCUCAGAGGAUAUUGUGUUGGAGCACUGCCAGCACCUGCUAGUUAAUCUGCUGUAUUCCCUUGCUGGUAGGCAUUUAGAGCUGUACGAUGUUGAAAAUAGUAAUGGAGAGAACAAGCAGCAGGUUGUGAGCCUGAUUAAAUAUGUCCAGUCAAAGAGAGGUAGCAUGAUGUGGGAGAAUGAGGAUUCAACGGUUACCAGGACAGAGCUUCCAAGUGCAGCUCUCUUGUCUGCUCUUGUGCAGAGCAUGGUUGAAGCAAUCUUCGUCCAAGGAGAUCUUCGAGAAACUUGGGGAGCAGAGGCACUUAAAUGGGCUAUGGAGUGCACAUCGAGACAUCUUGCCUGCCGGUCACACCAGAUUUACCGAGCAUUGCGACCCCGAGUAACAAAUGAUGCAUGUGUAUCUCUGCUUCGCUGCCUGCAUAGGUGCUUGGGUAAUCCUUUACCCUCUGUGUUGGGUUCUGUAAUGGAAAUAUUGUUGACUUUGCAGGUGAUGGUGGAAAAUAUGGAGCCAGAAAAGGUGAUACUCUACCCCCAACUUUUCUGGGGCUGUGUAGCUAUGAUGCAUACGGACUUUGUUCAUGUUUACUGCCAGCGUACGGAAUCAAGGAAUGUCUGUGAACCGUCACCAUCGAAUGGAAAGGUGCCAGCAUUUGAAGGAGUGCAGCCUCUAGUGCUUAAAGGACUCAUGUCUACUGUUAGUCACGGUGUUUCUAUUGAGGUUCUUUCACGAAUAACGGUGCCUUCUUGUGAUUCGAUCUUCGGCGAUUCAGAAACACGCCUCCUGAUGCACAUUACAGGCUUGCUUCCCUGGCUUUGCUUACAGCUCAGCCAGGAUGCCGUAGUGGGACCCGCUUCACCACUGCAACAGCAGGAUCAAAAGGCUUGUUCCGUUGCAGCCAAAAUUGCAAACUGGUGUCGAGCAAAAUCACUGGAUGAGCUAGCUACUGUAUUUAUGGCUUAUGCCUCUGGAGAGUUCAAGGGCAUAGAGAAUCUUCUUGCUUCUGUCUCACCAUUAUUAUGCAAUGAAUGGUUCCCCAAGCACUCGGCUUUGGCUUUCGGGCACCUCCUACGGCUUUUGGAGAAAGGACCAGUUGAAUAUCAGCGUGUCAUACUUCUUAUGCUGAAGGCUUUGCUUCAGCAUACUCCUAUGGACGCAGCUCAAAGCCCACAUAUGUACGCCAUUGUGUCCCAGCUGGUAGAGAGUACCCUGUGCUGGGAGGCACUUGGUGUACUGGAAGCACUCUUACAGAGCUGUAGCUCUUUGCCCGGUUCUCAUCCUCCUGAUGCGGGAUCUUUUGAGAAUGGAUUUGGUACGACAGAUGAGAAGAUUUUUCCUCUGACCUCAUUUAAAGCUCGCAGCGGGCCCUUGCAGUUUGCUGCAGGAAUAGGAUAUGGUGGGGGUUCCACUCUGGCAGGGCAGUCUAAUGUAAAUGAAUCUGGUAUUUCACCAAGGGAGUUAGCAUUGCAGAAUACGUGUUUGAUGCUAGGACGAGUACUAGACGGUUGUGCGCUCGGCAGACGACGAGAUUACAGAAGGCUGGUUCCUUUUGUGACAACGGCCGGAAACCCUUGA